CAACAGAGCGGGAAUGAAUGGGAAGUUGAGGGAAGACCUCAAGAACCACGACCCUGCUCUUCUCAAAUGCGAAUAUGAAACAAAGAAGGCUGAGCUGGGGAAGACAAAAGCUGACAUUAACAUGAUGAUCCAGGACAGACAGACAAAGAUCUUGGAAAUCAAACGCUCAGCAGAGCUCAGCCAGAAAUCUGCCGACAGACAGAUCAAAGACAGCGAGCUGAUCUUUAGUGUGUUGAUGGAGACUGUCGAGAAAAGUCUGAAGAACCUUGUUGAAGCUAUUGAAGAAAAACAGAAAGCAACACAGAAAGAGGCUGAAGGAUUCAUCCAAGAGCUAGAGCAGGAAAUUUCUGAGCUGACAGAGAGAAGCACUGUCGUGGAGCAGCUUUCACAUGCAGACAACCACCUCAACUUCCUCCAAUGCUUCAAGUCCCUGAAAGCAGCUUUACCCACCAAAAACUGGACAGAGGUCAGUAUCCCACCGCCAUCAUAUGGACAAAGUGUGGGGACCACCGUGAAACAGCUGAAGGAAAGCCUCAGCAAAGAGAUGGAGAAACUGGUUGCUAAAGCCAAGCUGAACCGGGUCCAGCAGUUUGCAGUGGACGUGACUUUAGAUCCUAAAACAGCAAAUCCGUAUCUCAUUUUGUCUGAUGAUGGGAAACAAGUGUUCUAUGGUGGCAAAAAGCAAGAUCUCACUGAUGGCCCAGAAAGAUUUAAUCCUGCCAUAAAUGUCCUUGGAAAGCAGAGUUUCUCUUCAGGAAGAUUCUACUAUGAGGUCCAGGUUGAAGGGAAGAGUUCCUGGGAUUUAGGAGUGGUCAAAGAGUCGAUCAACAGGAAGGGCAAGAUCAAAGCCGAGCCCGAGAGUGGCUACUGGACUAUCUGUUUAAGGAACGGAGAUAAGUACAAAGCCUUUGCUGCGUACCUCAGUGUGAAACAGCCACCAAAGAAGGUGGGUGUGUUUGUGGAUUUUAAGAACAGCUCAGUCAGUUUCUUUGACGUAGAUUCAACGGACCGUAUCCACCACUUUGCUGACUGCUCCUUCACCGAGAAACUCUACCCAUUCUUUAGUCCGGGGCUUCAAAAUGGUGCAAACUUCGCCCCUCUGAUCAUCUCUCCUGUCAGCUAUCCUGGCUAGAUGUGAUCCAGUCAAAAUGAUUUCUGCCAUUCAUACAAACCUCAUUAGUUUCUCUCAAACUCCACAACACAUUCCUUGAUUGAGACUGGUCAUGUUUCAAAAAACAUUUUUCAGAUUUUUCUGAAGUACUGUUAGCACUGGCCAAUACUGCAAGGCCUCACCACUACUGCUGGGAUUUGUUCCAGUGUGUUAAUUUGUGAACGGGGUGUGUAUCGUCCUGUGUUUUGAACAGACAUACCUCCCAU
Monopterus albus (swamp eel) is the source of this 1377-nucleotide messenger RNA. Its product is annotated as pyrin-like. NCBI's taxonomy places the organism in Eukaryota, Metazoa, Chordata, Actinopteri, Synbranchiformes, Synbranchidae. The transcript is spliced from 2 exons. Gene Ontology annotation, molecular function: protein binding. The coding region runs from base 14 to 1132 and encodes 372 amino acids. The record is from RefSeq and is a predicted model, not a curated record.